Molecule: messenger RNA, 2700 nt
Organism: Etheostoma cragini (Arkansas darter)
Lineage: Eukaryota; Metazoa; Chordata; Actinopteri; Perciformes; Percidae
Gene: zdhhc11
Product: zinc finger DHHC-type containing 11
Exons: 11
Coding region: 329-1561 (410 amino acids)
Biological process (GO): protein targeting to membrane; peptidyl-L-cysteine S-palmitoylation
Cellular component (GO): Golgi apparatus; endoplasmic reticulum
Molecular function (GO): protein-cysteine S-palmitoyltransferase activity
Source: RefSeq, a predicted model, not a curated record
UAUGUUGAGGAGAGCUGAAGUACACAUGCGCAGCAGGGCGGUUACCAUAGCGCCGCUCCGACCUGCUCAGUGAGUUGAUUCUUAAACUUCUGAUUCACCUCCUUCGGUGACACAAAUCAAAGAAACGUCGGAGGAUUUCAUCCGUGUUCACGGGUGAUUUUUAAAUUGACGUGUUUUUUUCCAUCACGUCUAAGGGAAUUGUACUUAUUGAAGCACCUGCUCGGCUGAUAAACUAAUCGUGGGAUAUCAAGCGGUGGAAAUCUCCGUCCCUAUUUGAACAGGAGCAUAAUUGUUUUAAGGUCAUGGUCGGGGUCUUUUAACAGCAACAAUGAACUGCUUCAAUCAAAGGCUGAGACGCACAUCUCCCAUGCAUGGCAGCAGCAGGAAUGAGCUGGUCCCCUCCAAGCCUCCCAGGAUAAACGGAUGGGCAUGGCCCCCUCAGACUUUACAAGUGGUUGGCUGGAUGAUGUACAGCUACCUCGCCAUAGUAAGCUUCGGCAUCUACAUCCCUCUUCUGCCUCUGCCGUGGAACCAUGUGCUCUACGCUCUGACGGGAGUAGCAUUUGUUGUCCACUUUUUUACGCAUAUUGCUGCUGCAACUAUAGACCCAGCAGAUGUCAGCGUGAGGGCCAAACAGAGCUACUCCAGUCCAAUGCCCCUUUUUGACAGAACUAAGCAACCGCAUGUCAUCCAGGACCUGCACUGUUAUCUAUGUGAAAUCAAGGUUGGCCCCAAAGUAAAACACUGUGGUGUUUGCAACAAGUGUGUGGAAGGCUUUGAUCACCAUUGCAAAUGGCUGAACACCUGUGUGGGUGGCAGAAACUAUUGGUGCUUCUUUGUGGCACUGUCCUCUGGUACACUAGGCGUCUUCCUGCUCGCUGUUGUCAUCUUGUUCAUAUUCAUUCAGCAUUACCUGGAUCCAAACAGCCUACGGACCCACCCACAGUUUGACAGUAUCCUGGGGAAUGGUACCUGGCUGGCGUUUUUACCCUUAGCACCCAUAAAGACUAGUUCAGCUGCUCUCCUUACAUUAGCCUUCAUAACAGCCAUGCUGAGCGUCAUCUGUCUGCUGCUGCUCGGUCAUCUGCUAGGCUUCCACUUUUACCUCUUUUAUAAAGGCAUAAGCACAUUUGAUUAUGUAAAGAUGCGGCGCCAAAAAGAAGCCAAAAACCGAGACAAUGAAGCAGGAAAUCCACAUGAAGCAAAAAUCAAUAACAAGGCCCCACAGAAUCAAGAGCAUUCAAUUGCCUGUGAGCCAGCAUUAUCACAGCGUUCAGGUACCUGCAAAUUUGAUGACAAAGGCCCACUCCCAGGCCGUCUUUCAGAGUCCCAAUGCACCAAGUUGGAGAACUUUGGGAAGGCCUCAGAAAACGAAACUAGUUUCCAUUAUAGCGCAGAAAAUCCAACACAGAACAUAGCAAGCAAAAUGUCUGUGAGUGACAUCAAGAGCCGGAAGCCUGACACUGAAGAGGCUCAGAGGGCCGGUGUGAAGUCUGUUCAGCGUGUUCCUGGAAUGCAGGAUCCUCUGGGCAGCUCCGUUAUGAGUCCAGAUGAUACUUAGCAGUAACUGAUGUCUGCAUGGCGGCUUAUCAGGAUACACUGCUCUCAGGAACUACUACUUAUGAAGAUAUGCUUCAUUAAACUGAGCCACACAACCAAGGACCAUUGUUGAUAAAGACAGGACGACUUAGACUUGACAACACAGUUUGAUACACAUCAUCGAGCUGUUUUUUUUCUUCUAGUGGAUAAAUUGUAUGCAUUCUGAAUAACUGUGGAUCUGUCAUUGUAUUUUGUAUUUUUUGUAUUUGUAUUUUUUAUUACAACGGUUGUAUUAUUUAAAGCAUUGUUCUUAUCUCACUGACUUUUACAACAAGUCAAAGUAGACAUCGAGGUUAGCCCCUGUUCCACUAGCCUGAGUCGGAUCGAUGGAUGGAUGGAUGUAUUUUAGCAUCUAACUGAAAGACUGAAUCAUGAUACUACAAACCUUUACCAUUUUGUCAUUCUAACUUGGUCUAAAGACUUAUGGCAAAUGCAUUGUUUAACUGAAGGUAGUGGAGCAGAUAUUAGCAUGGGGCAGAGCCAGAUGUCGUAAACAUUCAGGGCUGAGACCAAAAGUAAGGAGGUUUGGGGGCAUGCUCCCCCUGUGGAGAUAUAUUUCCUAUUUACGGCAGCUAUUUGCUCAUUUUAAAGCCAUUUCGUAAGAGAAUCCUACAAAACUACAUUAUUUUGAGGGAAAACAUGAUAGUUAUAAUAUUAUCCUGUAGAGCCUACAUCUUAUUUUGUAAGUAAUUGUUCUCCAAUGGUCGUUAUCAUUCUGAAACCAGAACACAACAAAUGUUGAAGAUGACUCAUUUUAACUCCUGCCACCUAAAGAAAGGCAAACAUUGAUGUUACUAUUUUUAAGAUGCAUAAUAAAGGUAGGGUACAAAUUUGGCGUACACAGAAUGGCUAAUAUGACAUAAUACUAUGCUGGUGUAGAACUCACAGAAUUAAUGUUUAGCUGACAAAUUUGCUACAUUUGAAACUAUCCCAUGAUAAUCUUGAUUGCUCUAAAUGCAAAUACACUUAAAGUUAUACAUCCUCUGAAUGCCCUAGAGGUCUCUGAUUUGUGGUUGUAAUGUUUUUUGAGGCUAUGAUUAUCCUAGAAGUCACAAAAGAUCAUUUUAUACAGGAACGUCAAAUUAAAAAAAAAAAGGUCUC